Molecule: messenger RNA, 558 nt
Organism: Lathyrus oleraceus (garden pea)
Lineage: Eukaryota; Viridiplantae; Streptophyta; Magnoliopsida; Fabales; Fabaceae
Exons: 1
Coding region: 1-558 (185 amino acids)
Source: RefSeq, a predicted model, not a curated record
AUGGUCAAAAUGCAAGAGGAGAUGAAUCAACAUGCUCAUGAUGUCAAUCCCCCUCCUAAUCCUCAUGUCAUAGAGAAUCCAACGCCUCUUCCUCAAAGCAACCCUCCAGAUUAUAUUCCAAUAGGUACACCUAGUGGUGUCCCCCUGGCUACUCGCAAUCCUCAUGUUAUUGAAGUAGACGACCACCAAUACCCUUUCUCCAGCCCUAGGGAUUCCUCCAUGUAUGAAGCUUUUGGUCCUCCUACCAACGAGAUGGAGAAUAAAGUUAAAGCCAUCAAAGAGAAGCUGAGAGCGAUUCAAAGUACAAACACUUUAGGCCUUGAUGCUGUCGAAAUAUGCUUGGUUCCUGGCGUGGUCAUCCCAUCCAUAUUCAAGGUCCCUGACUUUGAAAAAUAUAAAGGAGCCAGCGAUCCAAGAACUCAUAGUCGAGCCUAUUGUCUUAAGAUGGCCACCUAUUCUGACGAUGAUCGACUCCUUAUGCAUUUAUUUCAAGAUUCAUUGAGUGGAGCAUCAUUGGAUUGGUACAUGCAUCUAGAAGGUACCCACAUCCGCACAUAG